Coniophora puteana RWD-64-598 SS2 is the source of this 694-nucleotide messenger RNA. RefSeq lists its product as uncharacterized. The transcript is spliced from 3 exons. Bases 1 to 603 code for a protein of 200 amino acids. The record is from RefSeq and is a predicted model, not a curated record. NCBI's taxonomy places the organism in Eukaryota, Fungi, Basidiomycota, Agaricomycetes, Boletales, Coniophoraceae.
AUGCUCGCACCCGAUGAAGUUGUGAAGCAGGUCAUUGCACGGGAUGUCCCCAACACCGCCAUUAGAGUUCCAUGUUGGCGCAAAGGGAUUGUGAUCAUCGAAGUUGAUCACUACGCGGACUUCAGCACCAUCUCCAUCAAACGCACAAAAGCUACCAAUGUGCUCCCCGUGGGUCAGUCUCACCAUGGGGACGAUGGUGGGGAUGACGAUGAACAAGGUGGCGACAACGGGGGGAGUGGCGGGGGUCAAGACCGUGGCCCCAGGGAUGAUGAUGAAGAUGGGGGUGACGAAGAUGGCCAUGAUGGCCAGAGUCAAAGGACGAUGCAGGGGUCUCAGGAUUCCAGUAGGCCGUCAUCCGCCAUGGAUGGGCCGUCCUCUCCUGCUCACAUGUGCACACCAAUCGGGACUUUAGUCUUACGUGCACCCGAGAUCCCCCCCACCUCCAUGAUGCCUGGCUUCCCUGGCUCAUACCCCCCUGCACCGCCCCCCACUCCCACUUCCAGCAUGCCAGAGCCGCUUCAAGAGGCGAUCGUUAUGCUGCUAGGUGCCUUGCUUCUGUAUGUUGAGUUGCUGAAGGCAUGGGGCCAGGGCCGCAAGAACUAGCUAUAUGUUUCCCUAGCUUAUAAAUUCUAGACCACGUUCAUGUUUUCUUGAAGGCCCUCUGUAGAUAAAUGCCUCUAAAAACCACUUUUCG